GUACGUCCCACCAGUUCGAAAACAGCGAGUGUCCGCGCGCCGUCGUCGUCGUUGUCGUCUUGUUCACACCGUCCACCCGGCACCCACCGCCCGGUCUUUUGGCGCGCAGUCGUGUUGUGCUCUCCAUGUGCGUUACGUAACGGCGGCGACGUUAUCACACGGUGUACAUUAAAAUAAUAAUAUUAUUAUUACCAUAGUACGGUUGACAUGUUUUGAUCCUCUGUGCUCAAUCGGAUCAACAUUGAUAUUUUUGGAAGACACUGAAUAUGUUAUGUCUUUGCUAAAGACUCAAUUCGUUAACGACAACGACACAGACUUUGAAGAAAAAAAAUAUCGGGAUGACCAUGACAAAUUAUACAAUUGUUACCGCAGACCAAAUGCACGCUCGUCAGGCGAAAAUAAUGACAUCGGGAAUGACAUCCGUGAUUUUCAGCUAAGAGAUACCAUAAUGCCGGAAAAGUUGUUCAAAGUAAUCAUAAUAGGAGACCCGACAGUGGGCAAGACUGCUUUUGUCAAACGAUAUGUACAAAAAUCAUACAGCAGAGAGUACAAGGGUACAGUUGGUGUUGAUUUCGCAUUAAAAAUUAUCAAAGUUUCCGAAACGGAAACUAUUAAAUUACAACUAUGGGAUAUAGCAGGUCAAGAGAGGUUUACGUGGAUGACCCGCGUAUACUACAAAGACGCACAUGGAUGUGUGAUUAUGUUUGAUUUGUCAAAUAAGAAUUCGUUUUUAAACACUCUCAAGUGGAAAAAAGACGUGGAUGCAAAAUGCACUCAAUUAGACGGCGGUCCCAUACCAUGCAUGCUGUUGGGAAAUAAAUGUGAUUUACCCCAACGUCAAAUCGAUCAAUUGGAUAUCGAGGCGUUCUACAAAGAGAACAAUUUUAUCGGCUGGACAGAGACUUCGGCUAAAGACGGGUUGAUGGUUAACGAUUCCAUGCAGUUUUUAAUCAACUCGAUGAUGGGACAGUACAACGAUGAAACCGACCAACCAGAACUCGUAAAACUCUCUGGCCCUAAUACGGAGAACAAGAAAUCGUGUUCAUUUUGUUAGCCAAUGAUCAAUGUCUUAAACGUUAAGGCCGUGUUUAUACUAUCAUCGUCUGUAUCGUUCUUGUAUAUUCGUCGUUAAUUUCAACGAGUAAUUAAAAUGCAAUAUUGUCGUUGAAACUAUAUAUUAUAUACUAUAAUUUAUGUGUUAUAAUUAAUUUUAAGCUUUAAAACAUUUAGGUCUGAUAUACGCUUUAAUUUCGUGUUUUGUCUGAAUAAUAUACUAUUGUAGCAAUACAAUAUUAUAUAUUAUUUUUAAAUUUAGUCAAUAUGAUACCUGUUUCUGUUUUUUUUUAUUGUUAUGAUUUAAUGAUUUAAACAGAUUUAAGUAGUAUCGGGGGGCCUAUGUGAUUUCACGUUUUCCAAUGUCAACUAUUUGUAAUAACAGGAAAACACUGGCCCGCCUUGCGCCCCUGCAUUAUAUAUUUCACGUCUUGUUUCAUAAUUUUUUUCAUUCGUAACAAUAUUGAUUAAAUCCAUUUCUACACGUUUAAACUGUAUCAUAUAUUACUAUAUUAGUGAAUACAUUUUACUGCAUAGAAAUUUAGAAAUCUAGAAUUUUAAAAUGUGUGUUUUAUAAAUGUUUUAAAUUUGUAUGUUAUUAUACCUACUAUAUUAUUUCAUUUUAUUUUUUUUUUUAUAAAACUACUAUGUUGAAUUACUUGAAAAUACAGUACGAUUUUACUAUA
Myzus persicae (green peach aphid) is the source of this 1739-nucleotide messenger RNA. RefSeq names its product ras-related protein Rab-7L1-like. Gene Ontology annotation, cellular component: Golgi apparatus; vesicle; trans-Golgi network. The record is from RefSeq and is a predicted model, not a curated record. Gene Ontology annotation, molecular function: GTPase activity; GTP binding. The coding region runs from base 272 to 1054 and encodes 260 amino acids. Gene Ontology annotation, biological process: vesicle-mediated transport. Lineage: Eukaryota; Metazoa; Arthropoda; Insecta; Hemiptera; Aphididae. The transcript is spliced from 6 exons.